AUGAGGGACGAGGGCAGCAUGGGGGCGACCUCGCGGCGAACGCCGGGCGGGCCGACCUACCCCGUGGCCGUGGCGCCGUCGGCGGGCCGGGCCAGGGCGCCCGGGCUGACCACCAACGACGCGCUGGUGUACCUGAGGGAGGUCAAGCAGCGGUUCAACCACCGCAAGGACGUGUACGACGCGUUCCUGGACGUUAUGAAGGACUUCAAGGCGCAGCGCAUCGACAUCGCGACCGUCAUCCGCAGCGUGAAGGACCUGCUCAAGGGCCACAACGACCUCAUCCUGGGCUUCAACACCUUCCUGCCCAAGGGGUCGGAGAUCACGAUGGCGCCCGAGCGGCGGGAGGCGCGCCCCGCCGUGGAGCUGGACCAGGCCAUCACCUACAUCAACCGCAUCAAGGCGCGCUUCGCGCACGACGAGCGCGUGUACAAGAACUUCCUGGAGAUCCUGUGCUGCUUCCGCCAGGGCCGGAUGGACAUCCACAGGGUGUACCGUGAGGUGGCGGACCUGUUCCGCAACCACGAGGACCUGCUGGAGGAGUUCGGGUACUUCCUGCCGGACCACUCGCAGGCCGUGGAGCCCGGCGGGGGCCAGGAGAUCGUGUCCCCACCCUCCCGGGCCAUGCAGCAGCUGUCCGCACAGUCCCACGCCGCGCUGGAGUCCUCCUACCCGAGGCGGCGUUCGGCCAGGCAGGCGGUGGAGGGCGGGGCCGGCCGGCGCAUGGGCACUAGGGACAGCCUGGACUACGACCGGGAGGUGCGGUUCUUCGAGGAGGUGCGCAGCAGGCUGAACAACCGGGAGGCGUACAGCGACCUGCUGAAGUGCAUCAACUUGUACGCCCAGGACGUGAUCUCCAAGUCGGAGCUGCUGGGCCUGGUGCAGGACCUCAUCGGCCGGCACCACGACGUGAUGGCGUCCUUCAGGCAGUUCAUAACGGCCUGCCCCGGUGGGGACGACGAUAUGGAGGUGCGGCCCGGCGGGGGGGGCGCCGUGCGGGGGCCCCUGGUCUUCCAGAGGAACCGGGCGGGUGCAUCGCAGAGGAACAAGUACCUGACCAGGCCGGUGUCCGAGCUGGACACCUCCACCCUGGAGCGGCCCACCACGUCCUAUGUGCGGCUGCCCCGGGAGUACCCCACCCUCAAGUCCUCAGGAAAGACCGCCCUGGGGGAGGAGGUCCUCCAGGAUGAGCUGGUGAGCGUGACCACGGGCACGGAGGACGCGGCCUUCAAGCAGAUGAGGAAGAACCAGUAUGAGGAGAACCUCUUCCGCUGCGAGGACGAGCGCUUCGACCUGGAGAUGGCGAUCGAGCGCAAUGCAUCCGCCAUCAGGAGGCUGCAGCCAGUGCACGAUAGCUUGGAGGCCAUGACGCCGGAGGAGAAAUCCAAUUUUGUGACCCCGGAAGGCCUGUUCAGCCCCAUUCACAACCGCAUCAUAGAGAAGAUAUAUGGGGACCAGGGGAAGAACGUGCUGGACCUUCUGAAGAAGAACCCUGUUGUGGCGAUCCCUGUUGUUCUGCUGCGCCUGCAGCAGAAGGACCAGGAGUGGCGACAGGUGAAGGAGACGAUGAAUGCCAACUGGCAGGCUGUGUUCCAUGCGAACUACCACAAGUCGCUGGACCACCGGAGUUUCUACUUCAAGCAGGCAGACAAGAAGAGCCUCGCCCAGAGGGUCUUGCUGCAGGAGAUCAAGGAUGCUGUGGAGAAGGGAAGGAAGGACGACACCAGGCUUCAGGCCCUGUCAGCAGCCUGCUCGCUGACUUCAGCGCUGACAGAGCACAUGUCCCUGGAAUACCCCGAUGAAAUGGUCCAUGAAGACGUGUACCAGAUCGUGCGCUUUGCCUCGUCCAAGAUGCUGUCGUUGGACGCCCGCAGACAGGUGAUGCGCUUCUGGGUACAGUUUGUGGAGCCCAUGUUCGGGCUGCAGCCCCGCCAGGUUGACGAUCACGACUCCAUGGCCUCUGGUGAGGAGGAAGAAGACAAGGAACAGGCUGGGGAGGCUGAUGAGCCCAGCUCCAGGAUGAUGACGGAUAUGGACGAGGAGGAGAGGGAGCACGGGAGUGGUGAAGUGUCUGCACCGCUUGCCCCCCCCCGGGAGGCGUGCUCAGAGCAGCAGGUGAACGACGAAGAGCAAGCUAGACAGUCGCCGGAGAUCGGCGAGGCACCUCCUCCUGAGCCAGGUACCGAGAAGGAUGCCAGCGAUAAUGGUGCUGAGGAGCUCAUGGAAGUCGGGAAGGACCUACACGGCAGGCAGCAGGACCCAUCCCGACUGUUUGGCGGCUGCCAACCGUUGACAUCGAUCGGCCACAGGUGCACCGAUAUCAAGUCGGAGACGAGCAGCUCGAUGGGAGACAAGCAGUUGUUGUACUGCAGCGAGCCCUUCUACCUUUUUUUCAGGCUGCACCACUACCUGCACCAAAGGCUCAGCAUGGCUCGCAAGUGCUGCAAGUCUCAGGACCGGGCCAGCACACCCCUCCACCAGGGAAUAGAACCAGAUGCCAAUGCUGAAUCUGGCGAUGCAGAUGGUGCAGAGAAGAUUCGCUCAAUGUUCAUGGAGAUGGUGUUUCAACUGCUGGAUGGCAACAUAGAGAUGUCCCAAUUUGAGGACAGGUGCAGGACGCUAUUGAGCACCAACUCCUACGUGCUCUUCACACUGGACAAGUUGAUUUUCCGCCUCGUGAAGCAGACGCAGACGCUGGUGAUGGACGACAUAUCGCUGAAGAUCUGGGAGCUGCAUGAGUAUGAGAAAUCGCGGGCAUUCUCGCCAACCGACGAAUUGUACCAUUCAAACUGCAGGGUGAUCCUUCGUGACGAAAACUGCUUUCGCAUAGAAAUGGGCGCGGACAGAAAUCUGAAGAUCACUAUGAUGGACUCCCUGUGCGGGGAGUCCAGCGCCGGGAUCCUAAGGCCAGGGUUCGCCGACUACCUGAGGAGCUUCCUAGGUGAGGCGAUAGUGCCUGGAGAGGAGGAGGACGAGGGCUACGCGCCUGUGUUCCUGAGGCGCAACCUGAUGCCCGGAGAGCAGAGCGAGCGCCUUUCAGAAUGCUACGUGGAGAACGGUUUGGAAUGCAAGCUGCUGUGUGAGACGUCCAAACUGAUAUACAUCCAGGACACAGAGGACAUCCUAAUCAGAAAGAAGCGGUCUAAGGGGGCCGCUAGCGUGCAGGACGGUCAGCAUCGGCGACAGGUGGCAUUCCAGAACUGGCUUGAUUCGAAGCUGCCUGUGCUGGCGCUACAGCCGCCGUGCGGGCCUCCGGUCGCUGAGCAGAAUGGGAAAGCAGUUUAG
Molecule: messenger RNA, 3282 nt
Organism: Ostreobium quekettii
Lineage: Eukaryota; Viridiplantae; Chlorophyta; Ulvophyceae; Bryopsidales; Ostreobiaceae
Source: the annotation of a GenBank genome assembly